AUGCCUAGCAGGACCAGGUGGCCCAACAGGACCAACAGGACCAACAGGACCAACAGGACCAACAGGACCAACAGGACCAACAGGACCAACAGGACCAACAGGACCAACAGGACCAACAGGACCAACAGACCCAGGCGAUCCUCUCUGUCCUACUCUUCCAACGCGGCCGUUCCUACCUCUGCGGCCAGCUCGCCCCCGUGGCCCAGCGUGGCCUGCAGGUCCCUGAUCACCACCACGCCCGUCUAA
Messenger RNA from Penicillium taxi, 246 nucleotides. RefSeq lists its product as uncharacterized. The transcript has a single exon. The record is from RefSeq and is a predicted model, not a curated record. Bases 1 to 246 code for a protein of 81 amino acids. Lineage: Eukaryota; Fungi; Ascomycota; Eurotiomycetes; Eurotiales; Aspergillaceae.